Adineta steineri is the source of this 5499-nucleotide messenger RNA. NCBI's taxonomy places the organism in Eukaryota, Metazoa, Rotifera, Eurotatoria, Adinetida, Adinetidae. The record is from the annotation of a GenBank genome assembly.
AUGGGACAAUCAUUAAGCAGAAUACCACUUGUCGAUCUUACAAAUUAUCAGCAAGUUUCAUCAAUGAAGCAAUUGAUAGGCUACAAGGAAUCAUGCUAUAUGCAGAGAGCUGUAAACCAAAUCGAUAUGUCCGAAAAAACGAAAUGCAUACAAAGGUUAAAUACAUUAUCACUUACACCAGAUGUUAAUCAAAAUUUAACAUUAUUCUCGUCAUUACCUUCAGAAGCGAACAAGGAAAAUUUGAGUUCAACGUCAUAUGAUGAUUAUGAUGAACAGUCAACGAUUCCUCCAAAUGAAAAAAUAUAUUUCACUGAUGAUGUUACCAAUUUACAAGAAUGUACUUUUCAUUCAUGUGACAUAGUUGGUUCAACUUCUUCAACAGUUACUGAACUGUCUUUACUUGAACAACCAUUUGAUCAAGGAAGGUUUUUUUUAACUAGUACUGAAUCGUCAACAUCUGUCGAAAAAUCUGAUAAAAUCUUUGAUCAUAGUAAAAUGGAUUUGAAGAAUUCAUACGACAAGAACACCGAGAAUGAUACUGAUGCUAUUUAUUUACCGAAUAAUCAUGAUUCAUUCGCUUGCAUUGAUCUAGAAAGUCAAGAGUUAUCAUCAUGUACUCAUUCUAAUUCUACUCCACCAAUACAUGAUUUAUCUUUUAUUCCAUCAUCACAAAAUGAAUUACCAUGUAUUUCGUUGUCAAUAUCCAAAUCACCAUCUUCUUCAUUAGCAUCAAUUGAAGACUGUCGACAAGACAAUCUAUGUGAAAUGAAGAUUCAACAAUCAACAGCUAAGAAGAAACUUAAUUUUGACGAUUUUAUUGAAAGCAGAUAUACGCAGAGUUUUUCAUCAGGAAGCAGCGAAAAUAUUAAUUCAAGAACAGUUGAUAAUGAAACAUAUUUAAAUGUAUCACAUGACAACAAAUCUUGUGGUAUUGGUGAUCUUAUCGUAUUAGAAGAUGAUUUUCUUGCUUCGUCUAGUUUUAUUUAUCCACAACUAUCACCGCCCAUCAGAUCUUCUUUUAUUUCAUCAUUAUCACCAAUUCAACCAUCAUGUGAUUCACCACAGCUAACUCAGUCAAUUUCCCCUUCAACGUCAAUUGAAGAAACUCAACAAGAGGAAUCGUUACUAGUCAAAGGUGUUUUUGUUUCUUGGAAUAAUUUAUCAACCAUAACACGUUCUACAUUGACACAGUCAUCAGUAUCCGAUGAUAGUUGUACAUUUCAAACAAAUAAUAUUUACAACAAUCAGAAAAACGUAUUAAAUAAAGAAGCACAGGGAGAAAUGUUGGUUCAAAUAGUAGAAUUAUUACGAGCAUCAAUACGUGAUAAUAUGCAUUAUCUAAAGAGAGUCGACACCAAUAACGAUAAAUUACUUACUGAAUUUACAUCUGGUUUAUUUUGGGAUUGUAUUCCAACAUUAAUAAAAAAAUUUUUAGGAUUACUUACUAUGAACGAUGAUCAUUUUCGAAAGCUUCGAAAUAAUUUUGAAUAUUCAAAUAUAUUUGAUCAAGAUAUAUAUAAAUCAUGCGACAAAUCUUUAAAAAUCUCGUCCAUUGCUUAUGAUAUUAUCAACACAAGAUAUAGUUCGUAUUCGUCACCAAAACAUUUAUUACUAGGCAAUGAAAUAUAUCAUCACAUACGAUCAUCUCAUUUACUAAAUGUUAUGAACAGAUUUGGACAUACUUGUUCAUAUGAAACAAUUAUCCGUUUACAGAAUAAGAUUGCUGGUGAAGUAUCAAAUUUAUCAAUCACAGAUCUACCUUCAACAGUUCAACAGCGACAAUCUUUUGCAAUUACCGUAGCCGAUAACUUCGAUCUUAAUAUAGGUACAUUACACGGCGAAAAUAGUAUUCAUAUAUUGAAUCGGAUUAUAAUACAAACAUCAACAAAUGAUGAACUUGAAUAUGAUGUUAAAGAAUGUCUGAAUGGUUUAUGUGUUGAUGUGGAGAUCGAUGUUAAUAAUAACAAUAAUAAUAUAGCUAAUAAUCUAUUAUUAAAUUCGCAUACAGUAUGUUCAACAAUGAUCGCAACUACUAGUUCAACGAAGAAAAACAAACAUUAUGUGCCAUAUAAAGAUAAUUCUUAUUAUGAAAUUUUAUUGGCAUAUGCAUUGAUGAAACACACAUUUAAUAGCAGUUCGAGUUUUAAGAAAAUUGCUGUUAACAAAAUACAAACAGAUUUACCAUUAUUAUCCGGUUUUUUUUCAACAUAUCUACCAAAUACACAUCGUCCUAUAUCGAAAAUAACAUUUCUUCCACCUAUCAAUGAGAAUCCAAGUACUUUAGCAGCAUCACAAUCGUGUCUGAAAUCGAUAAAGGCAUCAUUGAUCGACUCAAAUUAUCAGAAAGAAACAGUGCUUGUUGUGGAUGAAAAAAUUUACAGUAUUUGUAUGAAAGCAAAACGAUUGAAUGAAAAGGAUCAUGAAUCCAUAUUUCUUUAUGCUGGUGACUUUCAUAUAAUGAAGAAUUAUAUGAUAGUUAUAUGGGAUGUCCUAAAUGGAUCCGGUAUUGAAGAUGUACUUGCUCAUAUUUACAAAGCAGCAGCACAUCGAUCUAUUCUUAAUGUUCAUAAUUUCAACUAUUCUCUUCGCUGUUGUAAAUUACUUUAUACAAGCUUAUCAACACUGUUUCUCGAUUCAUUUAUUGAAAGUUUAUCUUCUAUGUCAUCAACAUCAACAAUCGAUAUUCAAAAAUUAAAAGAAAGUUUAGAAUGUAUACCGUCAGAUUAUGUUUUAAAUGAAACGAAACAAGAAUGGUUUUCCAGCUUUGUAAAGGAAAUAAAUAAUUCAAAGUUUUGCCAUUUCAUUGAUCAAUGGGCAAUUGAACAGUGUCAACAUAAUGAAGGAUUUCGAUUUUGGUAUUUUAUUUAUCGUCAAUUACUUGAACCAUUAAUAUUAUUGUACAUUUCUAUUAGAUUAUCUAACUUUAAUGGAAGAAAUGCUGCUUUAUCUUCUAUGGCACCAAUUUUUUUUGCUACAAACCAUAGAAACUAUGCAAGACUUUCCGUGCAGCAUUUACUUGAUCUUCAAUCUUGUUCAUCUUAUUUAUAUGAAAGAUUAGAACGGUCUUUUGUCGUCAGCCGUACGAAUCGUCCUUUCUCAUGUAUUGCUUUGGAUCAAGCAAUAGAAUGUUCAAUUAACAAAUAUGGUAAAGGCCAAGGAGGUAUUUCAGGGAAAAUGUGCCAGGAAACAAUUGAAACGUGGUGCAAGUCAUUUGCAUUUAGAUCAAUGCUAUCUGCGAUUACAAAUGAAAUAUGUGGUAUCGAACGGACAAAUAAUACAAUAGAUGCACAUAUCGAAUGUACUCCUACUCGAAUGACACAAGACACUAAUGAUCUAUCAAUUAUAACCAACUUCCUGUAUGGCGAGCAUAUAUUUAAACCAGAUUAUACAAAUGUAAGAAAAAUUUUUAAUGGAAAAAUUAUUCACGAAGAUAUAAUUGAAAAUAUUGUGACAAUGUAUGGGCGUGGUUCUCAAAGAAUGUAUGACUUUAUACAGGAACGUUAUAUAGAUUCUUCAUUGAAAAUUGAUGAUCGUUUAUCAGCAAUGUUUCGAUUGAAAUUAUCUGAACCAUAUGUAUCAAAUGAUGAACAUCAAAAAAAAAAGAAAAAACAGAAUAAUGAUAUAAUUACUAAUGUAAUAAAAAAAGCUGAUAAUGUUAUAAGAGAUAUUGUUUGCUUAUCAAAUUUUCGAAAACUGGAUAUGAAUUCAUUGUUUGCACAUGAAUUUUCGCCUUCACCACUAUCAUUAUGUGAUAAUUUCUCAACUUGCUUUUCAACAAAUAAUCCAACAAAACAAGGUAAUAAAUGGGCAUUGAUAGUUGAUGGUGGUCCACUUUUAGAAACUAAACCGUUAAAACCAAAUGGCACCGUUAUGGAUUAUGCUAAACAAUUAUUAUUAAAUAAUAUUAUUCCAGAAUUUCAAAUAUUCGAUCGAUUGGAUAUAGUUUUUGAUUCUGAUCGAAGUAAAACAAUAAAAUCAUUUACUAAACGUCAUGCUUCUGAUAAAAAGAUAUAUCAGCAAUAUGAUUUGAAACAAAAUGAUGUUUUAGAGUCUUCAAAAUUUUAUGAAUUUGUACAUAGUAACAGGGCAAAACUGGCAAGUGCUAUUCGCUCUUGUUGGUCACAAAACGAAUUAACGAAUUUGUUACCCGUUAAUAAACAUUUGAUUAUAGCUGGUCCACAACAAGAUACAAUUAAAUUGAUUAAUAAGAAUCAUUCACAAUCACUAUCAUCAUAUGAAAUAUUACAUCUUUUAGAAUCCGAUCAUAUCGAAGCUGAUACUCGUAUAUUUUUACAUGUAUAUGAUGUUCAGAUGGAUAAUGACAAUGGAAAAUUUGAUGGUAUUAUUGUACAAUCAAUUGAUACCGAUGUUUUUAUUUUAUCAGUCGCACAUAUAAAAUUAAUUAUGUUGUCUAAUUAUUUUAUUAGAAAAUAUAAUACAUCUACGAAAUCAACAACAUUUAUCAAUAUAAAAAGAAUUGGUGAACUAUUACCAGUUAAAUGGAAUGUUAUUGAACCAACUAUAUUCUUACCAUUGCAUGCUAUAUCCGGAUGUGAUUCAACAUCAUUCACCAGAAACAUUACAAAAACGAAUUAUUUUAAUACUUAUUUAUCAAAUCCAAAUCAAUUUCGACAUUUAAUAGAAUUCGGUAAUGAUGCAACAAUUACAGCUGUACCAUUAAAAGCUGCCGAAGAUAUUCUUGUUUCAUGUUAUAAACAAUCGAGAGGUUACAAAUCAUCAUUGGCACAAAGAACCUCAUCAUCAUCAUCAACAUCAACAACAACAACAACACAGAUUACAUCAUUAAACUUUUUACGACAAUAUUUAGCUACGAAAUUUUCUAAAAACCAAACAGGAAAUAUUUGUACAAAGCUUCCGCCAACGUCAGAUGCUUUUCAUCUACAUUGCCAACGUGCAUGGAAACAGGUGUUCAUCUGGAAAAAAGCUUUUGAACCAUUUGAUUUAAUUAAUUGUUAUCCAAUUCAAGAUUAUGGCUACGAUAUAACAUACGACAACGAAUUAAUUAUUCGGUGGAUUAGGAACUCUGAAAUGCCGAAUGAUUUAUCUUUGAGUCGUUGUGUGAAAUGUACUACCGGUUGUGAACGAUGUAAAUGUUUUGUUAAUAACUUACCAUGUACUCCUUUGUGUGGAUGUUCAAUUGAUGAAUGCACCAAUCGCACAACUAUUCAAAUAGAAAAAAAAUCAACACAAAGAACAACACUAAGACAAUCAUUUUUGUUUAAGAAAACACGUACAUUUGAUGAUACAUAUGAUGAUUCAAAUGAUGAUAUUAAUGACGAUGACAAUAAUGAUGAUGUGGUUAAAUCAAUAUAUAGUGAUUAUGGUGAUGAUGAUGAUGAUGACGAUGAAGUUCAAUGUGAUAUAUUCUAUUCAACUACAACAACAGCUACAAAACCAGUAAAAAGAAAAUCAAAUUCGAAGAUUAAUACACCUUCAAGUACACCAAAUCAGAUUAUUAUCCGUAAAAAAAAAUUCUGA